UAAUUGUGAGUUUCAAUUCAAGUAAAAAUAACCUACGAGACAGUUUCAUAGUUGUUAUUCAGACCGUUAGAUGGUGGUAUACAUUCUACUGCUCCUACUGCUAUUGGUGUUGGAAGACAGAACAAUUUAUUAAACAAUCGCGAUAAUGUUUUUAUUUUUAGUCCGAGAUAUUGCGACAUAUGAUUUUUGAUAGCUUCAAGCAUUCAACUGACAUAUGAAAAUGGAACGUGGUACGGAGAGCAUUCAUGCUUGUUUUCCUGCCGAAACGGAAGGUCACAACUGCUCUCCUCAUGACAAACUCCGAGACCGCACUAAACAUGCUCGAGACUCGUCCGUCAGCGGCUGCUGCUUCGGUUGGGUCCGAACAUGGAUAUGCAUAAACAAUGACCUGAAUAGUGAUGAAGAUUGUUAUGAGAGGAAAUGCCCAGACAACACGGGAGAGGGCACAGAAGACUCCCGAGACUCGUCCACCGGCGGGUGCUUCGAGAACAUCCAAAGAUGGGUACGUGAUAAGUUUUCCAGGCGCCUCGGAACAGAACAAGAGACAAUGACAGCACAGCUACCUGUGACAGCAACAGAACAGAGCCCUGUGACGCCUGUAACGGCGACAGAACAGCGACCUGUGACGGUGGCAGAACAGCGACCUGUGACGGUGACAGCAACAGAACAGAGCCUUGUGACGCCUGUAACGGCCACAGAACAGCGACCUGUGACGGCGACAGCACAGCGACCUGUGAGGCCUGUAACGGCGACAGAACAGCGCCCUGUGACGGCGACAGCACAGCGAUCUGUGACGCUUGUGACAGCAACAGAACAGAGCCCUGUGACGCCGGUAACAGCGACAGAACAACGACCUAUGACGACUGGGAUGGCGGCAGCCCAGCGCCCUGUGACGGCGACAGCACGGCGACCUAUGACGCCUGGGAUGGCGACAGCCCAACGCCCUGUGAAGACUGUGACGGCGACAGGCCAGCGACGCGGGCAAAAGCAGGAGCGAGAGGAACAACUUGAUGAAGAAUUCGAACCUCUCAGAAGGCAAGACGCUCGGUGUCAGAAGAACUACACGAGAAGAAACAAAAAGAUGACACCAGCAGAGAAGUAUUUGGAAGAAUACCAGAAACGUCUAGGAGCUGAGCGAGAGGCAGAAAGUGAUGAGGAAUUCGAGGCUCUCAGCAUGCAAGAUGCUGUGUGUCAGAAGAACAACAUGAGAAGAAACGAAGAGAGGACACCAGCAGAGAAGUAUUUUGAGGAAUUCCGGAAACGUCUGAGAGCUGAGCGAGAGGAACAACUUGAUGAAGAAUUCGAACCUCUCAGAAGGCAAGACGCUCGGUGUCAGAAGAACUACACGAGAAGAAACAAAAAGAUGACACCAGCAGAGAAGUAUUUGGAAGAAUACCAGAAACGUCUAGGAGCUGAGCGAGAGGAAAACUUAAUGAGGAAUUCGAGCUUCUCAGAAGGCAAGACGCUGUGUCAGAACAACUAUAUGAGAAGAAACGAAGAGAAGACCCCAGCACAGAAGUAUUGGGAGAUAUUCCUGAAACGUCUAUUAGCUGAGCGAGAGGAAAACUUAAGGAGGAAUUCGAGCCUCUCAGAAGGCAAGACGCUGUGUGUCAGAAGAAGUACAUGAGAAGAAACGAAGAGAAGACCCCAGCACAGAAGUAUUUGGAGGAAUUCCAGAAACGUCUAUGAGCUGUGCCUCGGAACACCACACGGGACCCUGACAGCACAGCGACUUGCGACGGAGACAGCAGAGCUAC
Cryptotermes secundus is the source of this 1757-nucleotide messenger RNA. RefSeq lists its product as uncharacterized. Lineage: Eukaryota; Metazoa; Arthropoda; Insecta; Blattodea; Kalotermitidae. The transcript is spliced from 10 exons. Bases 215 to 1627 code for a protein of 470 amino acids. The record is from RefSeq and is a predicted model, not a curated record.